Microcebus murinus (gray mouse lemur) is the source of this 889-nucleotide messenger RNA. RefSeq names its product zinc finger protein 22. Gene Ontology annotation, biological process: regulation of transcription by RNA polymerase II. The record is from RefSeq and is a predicted model, not a curated record. Gene Ontology annotation, molecular function: RNA polymerase II cis-regulatory region sequence-specific DNA binding; DNA-binding transcription factor activity. NCBI's taxonomy places the organism in Eukaryota, Metazoa, Chordata, Mammalia, Primates, Cheirogaleidae.
CCGACCACGGCGGCGCGGGCGAACGCGCGGCCCGCACUUCCGGCGGCGCGCGCGGCGACCAGGAGCGAGGUGGCUGCCGUCCGCGGCAAAAAAAUUCUGAACUUUGUAGCUCUAGAGAAUGAAACAUUAGUUCAGAAGAAGACAGUACACUCACUUACAAGUACUUUGUCUGUUCACCAUGAAGUUAGGAAAACCUAAAGGGGGUAUUUCUCGGAGCUCAAGCCAAGGAAAAGCCUAUGAGAACAAGCGCAAAACAGGCCGGCAGCGGCAGAAAUGGGGAAUGACUGUUCGUUUUGACUCAAGCUUGAGUAGACUGAGAAGAAGCUUGGAUGACAAACCCUAUAAAUGUACUGAAUGUGAAAAGAGCUUCAGUCAGAGCUCAACUCUUUUUCAACACCAGAAAAUCCAUACUGGAAAGAAAUCCUACAAAUGUGCUGAUUGUGGGAAAAGUUUCUUUCAGAGUUCUAAUCUCAUUCAGCAUCGACGGAUCCAUACUGGGGAAAAGCCCUAUAAAUGUGAUGAAUGUGGAGAAAGAUUUAAACAGAGCUCCAAUCUCAUUCAGCACCAGAGAAUUCAUACUGGAGAAAAACCCUAUCAGUGUGAUGAAUGUGGCCGAUGUUUCAGCCAGAGUUCCCACCUUAUUCAACAUCAGAGAACCCACACAGGGGAGAAACCAUACCAGUGCAGUGAAUGUGGCAAAUGCUUCAGCCAGAGCUCUCAUCUGAGGCAGCACAUGAAGGUGCACAAAGAGGAGAAGCCUCGUAAAACCCGGGGUAAAAAUAUCAGGGCGAAAACUCACUUAUCUUCUUGGAAAGCUGGUACAGGAAGGAAAUCAGUGUCUCGUCUGCGUUAAGUAAGGGGCACUGCUUUAGCCCUCCUUAAAAAAAAA